UUUUUUUUUUCAAUAAAAAACUAGAGUUUAGAAAUGGAGGUCUUAUCGCCUAUUACAAAUAAUAAUAUCAAAACAGAUAUGCCAUCUGAAAUGAUGGCGGCCGCUAACAAUACUCCUGCUACAUCAGCAUAUCCUACUUUUGCAGGAGAUUCUACUGGUAUCGCCAACCUACCAAAUCAAAGACAUAAAAUUGUAGCUAAAAAUGGUGCCAACUUUACAAUCAUGGUGUGCGGUGAAUCUGGACUUGGUAAAACGACAUUUGUAAAUACUCUUUUCACAACUACUAUCAAAGAACCCAUGAACUAUAAUAAGAAACGUGCUCCUAUCAGCACUACUGCUACCGCUGGCAGAUCAAAUAGAACGGUACAAAUUCAAAUUACCAGAGCAGAAUUGGAAGAAAGGCAGUUUAAGGUCAAACUAACGAUUAUUGAUACACCUGGUUUCGGUGACUAUGUAAACAACCGUCAUGGAUGGAUUCCUAUCAUCAACUUUAUUGAUGAUCAACAUGAAAAUUACAUGAGACAAGAACAACAACCCUGUCGUAAAGGGGUUAUUGAUAUGAGAGUACAUGCUUGUCUUUAUUUUGUCAAGCCUACUGGCCAUACGUUAUCUCCUUUGGAUAUUGAAGUAAUGAAAAGACUUGGUUCACGCGUAAACCUCAUCCCAGUGAUUGCUAAGGCAGAUACUCUGACACCCAACAAUCUAGCCAAAUUUAAGCAGAAUAUACGGGAUGUGAUUGCUGCUCAGAAUAUUCAAUGUUAUUCUGCUCCUAUCGAAAGCGACGACGAAAAUAGUUUAAAGCGUAACAUAGAUACCAUGGCAGCUAUGCCUUUUGCUGUCAUUGGCUCGACUCAAGAUAUCACGACACCUGAUGGUCGUAAAGUCAAAGGACGUGGGUACUCAUGGGGCGUUGCUGAGGUAGAAAAUGAAGAGCACUGUGAUUUCAUAAAGUUGCGACGUGUUUUGAUUCGAAGCCAUAUGUUGGACUUGAUUACAACCACUGAAGAAAACCAUUAUGAGAAUUAUCGACAAAUUCAAAUGGAGACACGUAAAUUUGGAGAUCCUAGAGUGGAACGUGAUGAAAACGCCAAAUUUGCGGAAGAGGAAGAGCAAUUACGUAAGAGCUUCACUGAAAAAGUAAGAUCCGAAGAGAACCGUUUCCGUCAAUGGGAACAGCAGCUCUUGGCUGAAAGGGACAGACUCCAUAAAGAAUUAGAAGCCCAAAGUGAAAGGAUCAAAGAGUUGCAAUAUGAAAUUGAGGCUUACUAUACCAAUAGCUCUAGUGCUUAUCAGCGUGAAUCACCUAGAAAUAACGUAAGAAGAUAGACCAGAUAGAUUCCCUUACCUCUUUAUCCAACAACCAAAAAAAACAACCCAAAAAAUAAAUAAAAAUAAAAAAAAAAAAACCAAAAGAAUACAAGAAAACAGUAGCUUUGCUCUUUGAUUGUCCGCUUCAAAAUAAACGAAUCAGGAAGUUGAACCUUCCUUUAACUGACGACAAAAAUCAAGCAGGGAG
Mycotypha africana is the source of this 1516-nucleotide messenger RNA. Its product is annotated as Septin-domain-containing protein. The coding region runs from base 34 to 1326 and encodes 430 amino acids. Gene Ontology annotation, biological process: cytoskeleton-dependent cytokinesis. NCBI's taxonomy places the organism in Eukaryota, Fungi, Mucoromycota, Mucoromycetes, Mucorales, Mycotyphaceae. Gene Ontology annotation, cellular component: cytosol; septin ring; septin complex. The transcript is spliced from 7 exons. The record is from RefSeq and is a predicted model, not a curated record. Gene Ontology annotation, molecular function: GTPase activity; molecular adaptor activity; GTP binding.